AUGAAGCUCAUACUAUCCACUUCUAACAUCAUGUCCGGGGGACCCUCGGUUGUCCGGCGUCCCUUCUUCGAGAAAUCGAACACGGAACUGACCUCGUCACUGCGCGCCAACUUCGCGAACCACCAGUCGUCACCCACACCAUCCGGCGCCGACUACAAGUCAUGGACAACGCAAGCAGACAGCAGCCUCUACAUACCGAGCCACGAACCCUCGCCUCUCACCGAGCCUCGGGAAUCAUACGAUAUCACCGUCAAGUUAUUCUACCUUCCCAAUAUACCCGCCGACCGCCGAUGCGCCCAGACAAGAGAGGCAAUCGAACUGGUCUUGAAGGAGCUGGGCAGCAAGUCAAUAGACCUGCUGAUCGUCAGUUUCCCAGGAAUGUCUUUCGAUGCGGAUGAUGAGGACUCGGAUCUGGAAGACCCGCCAUCCGCCCCACAGUCGACAUCAGAAGGCACCGACGACUCUGAGGUGCCCCCGGAGGACAUUGAGACAAUGGCUGCAACGUGGAAGACGUUGGAAAAGCUGCACAGUGAGGGCCUGGUGUCGAAGUUGGGUAUUGCUGAGUUCGGCGUGGCACGGCUGCAGAAGUUCCUGGAGCACACGACAAUCAAGCCAGGCGUCAACCAGAUCAAUGUUAGGGACUGCUGUGUUGUGCCAAAGCCGUUGAUCCUGUACGCAAAGCAGCAACAGAUUGAGCUCUUAACGCACAAUGACUGCACGAACAUCCUGCCGCGGGGGACGUUGAGGCAAAUCUUGGGUUCUGGAGAGGAUGGUUCGGGAGUGUUGGCGGGCGAAUCAAAUAAAGAUGGUCUGAAGGGUGAUGUGUCACCACAGUGGGUCGUAAAAUACACUGCCGUGGUCAAGGACAGAGGCGUGGUGGAGAACAAGGGCUACUUCGCGGCUGCUGAAUUGCGAGGUGACUGA
Messenger RNA from Boeremia exigua, 924 nucleotides. RefSeq names its product Aldo/keto reductase family-domain-containing protein. Gene Ontology annotation, cellular component: glutamate-cysteine ligase complex. Gene Ontology annotation, biological process: glutathione biosynthetic process. Bases 1 to 924 code for a protein of 307 amino acids. Lineage: Eukaryota; Fungi; Ascomycota; Dothideomycetes; Pleosporales; Didymellaceae. The transcript is spliced from 2 exons. Gene Ontology annotation, molecular function: enzyme regulator activity; glutamate-cysteine ligase catalytic subunit binding. The record is from RefSeq and is a predicted model, not a curated record.